This is a messenger RNA of Toxotes jaculatrix (banded archerfish), 2941 nucleotides long. RefSeq lists its product as uncharacterized. The transcript has 11 exons. NCBI's taxonomy places the organism in Eukaryota, Metazoa, Chordata, Actinopteri, Toxotidae. Bases 557 to 2305 code for a protein of 582 amino acids. The record is from RefSeq and is a predicted model, not a curated record.
UUUUCUUGUAAAUUUAGUCAUAAUACACUCUAAAGUCCAGGCAUCUAUGCAGAUUUGAAAAUGUAAAAAAAAAAAAUCUUCUUUUUCUAUGUUUUAUCUAGCUGUUUGUUAGCCUCCUCCCCUGUAUGUUCUCGCCACAAACCAACCGCAGAUAACGCUUUGCUCAUGAUCAUCGUCUCAUUGCUUAACUUUGACACCAUCAUUCCACUGUUUAAUACUUUUGCAAUAUGUAAAAAUGUCAAAAUUUAAAAAGGUUAUUAAGUGAGAAGUAAGAGAAGAGAAGUAGUGACUGCCUAUAGAUGAAACUAAUAUUUCCCAUGUUAAAAAAAAAAAAAGCGAUAUUACAUUAAUCUUUUUAGAAAUACUUUUGGUACGCAUGAAGAAAAAAAUUAUCUCUGGAGGAGGAAGGAAGGAAGACAUUUUUAUGUAUCGACUGUGACAUGCUGUUUGCCUCCCACCCUCACACUGACCACCAGUCCUCCUCUGUCUUCUUCAGCCUACACUCUGUUAAAGGACUGUUUUCAGUUUUGACUGAAACUGAAGGACUACACCAGCCAUGCUGUUGGCACAAGUUGGAUGUAUGCUUAUGGGUUUCAUCCUGUACAUCUCAGAGGUUCAGGGACAAAAAAACAGCAUCUGUGCUUUAAAAGGCUCAGCAGUGGAUCUGCGCUGCUCAGCUGAACAUCCCACUUCAAGCAUGAAAUGGUACGCUGUACACUGGAAUGACUCCAAGCAUGUUCAGAAAGAGCUCUCUGCAGGUGGAAAGCAUGUGACAUACAACAUGUCUGAAGACGGUAACUUCACUCUAACAAUCAAUGAUCUGAGAGAGAGCGAUGAAAAUGUUUACUGCUGCCAAGAGAAUACAGACACACCAGAAAACUGCUGGUACAAUGGAACUAAUCUCCAAGUUGCAGACCUGCAGGUAAAGGUGAUUCCCACCACAGAGGGACAGAAAGUCACACUCAUGUGUAGCACCAGCUGUCCUCUGACUGAAAACCCCGAAGCCUACAUCUGGUACAAGAACAGGGAGUUUCUCUAUGAGGACUGGUCCCCCUGGUACCAAGAGCUGGUCAGCAGUGAGGAAGCCGUCAGAUACUCCUGCGCUAUCAAAGGCUACGAGGAUCUCAGAGCCCCUGAAGUCUCAGUGGAUUCUGUCACAUCGGCCUGCUUUAGUGUGACCUAUGCUAAAGGGAAAAUGUGCUCUGAUCAGCAGGAAUCAAUGCAGGAGCCUUGCUCCAUCACAUAUCCCAGAGAAGUACAUGUUCAAACGACUCCUGAGGAAGACUAUGUUGUAAUGGCCUGUAAGGGCAGCUGUCCAAUGGCUGGCAAUCAAACUGUCUAUAGGUGGUACUGGAACAAAGAGCCAUUCAGUGACUGCGAGAAUCAGCACAUAACAGUUUUCAGGUCUUAUGACGAAUUUGUGUCUUGUGCUGUAAAAGGCCAUGAAGACCUGCACUCUGAUGACAUCUGCUCUUCUGCGGUGAACUGUUGGAUUAACAAUUAUGUCAGCAGGAGAAUCUGUGCCCUGGAAGGUUUUUCGGUGAACAUUUCAAGUCAAUACUCACACUCCACAAGCAGUAGUAAGAUUACAAAAUCAUGGUAUAAAAUAAAGAGGCCUGGUGUGGAUGGUCCUGAAUAUGUGAGCGAUGCCGGUCGGGUGGAGUAUCACGGCGACAUGAAAAACCACCACGUGCUAAGAAUCAAUGACCUGCAGAAGAAGGACUCAGCAGAAUACAUAUUCGGAUUCAAACACGAUUAUGAAAAACGGCAACAGCCUGAUUUAUCUGGAGCGAUUUUAGUUGUCACAGGCCUGAAAGUGACAGUGGCUCCUUCUGCAGUGGUGAAAGAGGGCCAGAGAGUCACACUGACCUGCAGUACCAGCUGUCCUCUGACUGACGACACAAUCUACACUUGGUACUUUAACAGUCGAGAACUGAACCUGCCCAGGAACCACAACAAACACCUGGUUCUACGCUCAGUCAGCUGGAAGCAUGCAGGAAACUACUCCUGUGCUGUCAAAGCUCUCCAAGAGAUAUCUUCACCUGAAGCGACGCUCACUGUCAAAGGGAACUCUGUGGUGAUACUGAAUGCUGUAAAACUGAUUCUUUUAUUAUUGAUCCUGCCUGCUGUAUUUCUCUACCUGUGGAUGAGGACGAAGAAAACUCUGACCCCCACUUCUGAACUAAGUGACAAAGUACAAACUGGACAGAAGAACGAUGUGUAUGAGAAUGUCACUCUCAGCGACAUUAAUCCUGCAACCCAGAAGGGACCAGCAGAGCAGCGGAAAGACACUCGGAAACGUUAGCUUGGAUUUUAGAUACACAUGAAAGGCACUGUGCAGAUAAAAUGUUUGUAUUAUUCAGAUUCAAGUCAGACAAACAAAAUCUGACCACUACAAAGAGUAUGUGCUUAACCAUGCUCCAAACCGGAGGGUCACAUUUACCUUUAUCCUUUGUGCUAUCUACUUCCUGCUUCAGCAGUCACUGGGGGUUGGAUGCAAGGCUCUUAUCUAGAGAUGAAUCACACAUGUUCUUGUUAACGGUCUAUGAAAGAAGCAGUGACAUGCUGCGUGCUACCGCCACCAUCGUAAAACAGAUCUACUCAGUUUUGCAUCUUAAGAGUUUUUGGGUUAUGAUUAAAUCUUGUUAUAUUUUACAUGUUUUAAUGCCACAUUUAUCUUCUUUUUAAUCAGUAUUCCUUUUUGUAUUUUUUUUGUUUGUUAAUAGCAUCUAAUAUAGUUGCUUUUUUUAUGUACAGGGGAUUCAAAAAUGAAGAAUACACACAUAUCCAUUCCACUGUAUAACAUGCACUAGAGAUAACUUUGUAGAAGCCUUUUUGCUUCCUUCUUCCACUGCACAUAUCCAUUUGUUUUUAUUAUUGUAUGUCUCUCACCACUAUGUUUUAAUUGAGCAAACAGAUUAAAACAAAAUUCCAAAAGACA